AUGAGUGAUAACAAAGAUUCCACAUCAGCUUCUGACAACUCGGAAGAGCCUGUCCAAGUGACCAACAAGUACGAUAGCACGCAACUGAAAAACGCCAUUGACGAUGAAGUGCGUCGAUUUUUUGGAAAGGAACGCGACUAUCAAGAAGGGCAUUUACAUACGGAUAUCAAGCUGGUGUUAGGAUAUGGCUCAUGUCUGCUGGCUGGUGCUGCAUUCCUCUUUGAGUACUAUUCUAGCUUUGAAGAAGCCAAGCCUGUAUUGUGGGUUUCUGUCAUUGUAUUCUGGAUCUUGCAAGCCAUUUCAUGGAUCUACACCACCUUUGUUGAAAAGAAUGAAAUCUUUGUUGGUUACAAGCAUGAUCCAAAGACGGGAGAUCGACAGGGCAUUGUCACGGUAUCGGCUGAUGCUCAUCGACAUUCUCCACUUUAUACCCUUACGCUUCGCUUUCAAGAUCAAGUCCAUAACAAGGUGUCUACGCACAAGGUUGAGAAGAAUGUGAAUACUUGGUUUACAGAAGAAGGUGUCCUGGUCAAAGAAGCAUUGGAUAAGGAUUUACGGGAAGGAGAUGAGGAAUUGAUUCGCAAGAUGCACAAGGAGUAG
Messenger RNA from Lichtheimia ornata, 600 nucleotides. RefSeq lists its product as uncharacterized. The coding region runs from base 1 to 600 and encodes 199 amino acids. The record is from RefSeq and is a predicted model, not a curated record. The transcript has 4 exons. Gene Ontology annotation, cellular component: membrane; signal peptidase complex. Gene Ontology annotation, biological process: protein targeting to ER. NCBI's taxonomy places the organism in Eukaryota, Fungi, Mucoromycota, Mucoromycetes, Mucorales, Lichtheimiaceae.